CACUUUUCGGCAUGCAGAGUCUCCACUCUCACCCUAACAACUACCAGCGCAUCGACCACGAGAUCGAGGCGCUGAACUCCGAAACGGGCGUAUCAAGUGACGUCUGCCUGCCACCAUUCGGUGUGCUCAUCGAUAAUUGGAUAGUGCACCUUCCCCAACAUCUUCGGGAGGUUGUGGAAAGUCGUGUCGCUCUACUUCAAUCUAAUCCUGAUCACGAGCUUCGGGGAACCCUGUCCAACUUGAAGUUCCAUGAUUUGUUACGAUGCCCCGAACAACUUUUGACUACCGUGUUGCAAUCGCGACCCUCAGCCAGACAAACACAUGUAACGAUCCAGCGCACAUUAUCAGAGCCCGCGGACAUCCACGGCAACCUCGCCCAGAUAAUUUGGAACAACGACGGCUCUAGCGAGGCAAUUCUCAGUAUGGCCGAUGUCGUCUUCGUUGCAAUGCGACGCGUGGCAGGCGUUGGUACGAACAAGUGGCAAUUCGAUGAAGAGGUUAUUCUUGAUCGUUACAUGGCAGACAACAUUGCAUGGGCGACGCAGCUGCGGGCGCAAGAGCACCUGGUGAAGACUGACCAGCAGCGGUUACAGGACCAGAUUGAUGCAUUGUCAACUUUCCGAGGCCAGAGCCUGCCGGACGCACUCGCUGCUUUAGUUAAAGAAUUAGAGCACGACUCUGAGCGCGACGGGCGCGCCGAUAUCAAACACGAGUUGGAGCGCGUCGCGGAGGUUAUCGGCACCAAACUUAACACGCUCAAGUCGCAGGCGGAGGAAAUGCAGACGAACAUUAAUGAGGGGCUGUUCGCGACUGACGACGAAGAGCGGUGCCAGCAUCGUUACGGUCUGCGCGCCGUCUUGUGGCACGACGGCUUCUCGCCUCCCGUCAGCCGCUUAUACUCCUAUGUGCACUGGAAGGCGAACUGGUGGAAGAUUGAGGAUCUGUCCAUUACGAAGGUGGACUUCGAAACAAUCCAGAAUGACAACACGGGGGCAUUUACAGACGGCGGCCCGUACUUGCUCAUCUACUCACGGCUGGGGCCGCGUCCACACGGUCACUCACGUGAGGAGCAGCAGGCCGCAGAAGAGGACAACAUGGACAUCGAGUCCACUGCCGGCUCCACGGAUACACUGCCUACUGCGCGGAGAAUGGAACGUCAGCCCGACCUGCUAAUGGAGAACGACGAGGGAAUCAGAUUGGAUGGCGACUCAGCUUUGGCUGAGAGCAAGCCUCGGCCGCAGCUUCCGCGGCGACCAUCGUCCAUAUCUGCGGCAGCGCAGGUCCCACUCUCUCCCACAUCCCAUCAAGAGGUCGACAUGCGGGACGAUGAGUGUCCGGAGGAUCACCACGCGCUCACAGUGGACGAUAAGAAUGAGUGGGAAGUAGUUGAGGACGAGGAGCACCCUAGGCCAGUGCAUGCGGCGACGUGAUGGAGGCUUUUGCACAGCGUCUACAUGUACUAUUGAAUCAUGAUCAUCCACGCAAG
This is a messenger RNA of Cutaneotrichosporon oleaginosum, 1486 nucleotides long. RefSeq lists its product as uncharacterized. NCBI's taxonomy places the organism in Eukaryota, Fungi, Basidiomycota, Tremellomycetes, Trichosporonales, Trichosporonaceae. The record is from RefSeq and is a predicted model, not a curated record.